CCCUAGAGGAGGCGUGUUCAGACAGUGCGGCGGUCACUGUGUUAUUAAGUGGUGACACACUUGUGAAACACCUGACAGCUCACAACAGCCCUUCAAUCUUUUACUAAGAUGUACAGGUGGGUUGUGAUCUGUUGGGCUCUCCUGGCCCUGGUUGGUGCUGAUGAGUGUCCAGAUGGAGGCAGAUGUGAAGCCGGUCAAACCUGCUGCAAUGACCCGACCAACGGAUAUGAAUGCUGCCCAUUUGAGCAGGCUGAGUGCUGUGGAGAUCACAUGCACUGCUGUCCUGCAGACACAGUCUGUGAAACAGCCACGUCCAGCUGUGUGAACGCUACUGUGUCCAUCCCCUGGGUGGAAAGAGCCUCCGCUGAUCAACCCAGGCUCUCCAAAUCCUUCAGGAUGAUCAAGUCUUACAUGGGGGAGGAUGACGACAACAUCUGUCCUGAUCAGUCACAGUGCCCAGCUGAGUUUUCCUGUCUGAAGGCUUUGACAAAGUUUGGCUGCUGCCCACUAGCUCAGGGAGUCUCCUGCUCGGAUGGAAAACACUGCUGUCCUGAGGGCCACCAGUGCAGCGCUGACAGCCGCUCUUGCGUCAAAAAAGACACUGUGACUACAGUUAUGUGCAAGGAUGGGCAGACUGAGUGUCCAGAUGAAACCACCUGCUGUGAAGCUCCAGAGGGCAAGUGGGGAUGCUGCCCGAUGCCAAAGGCUGUGUGCUGCAGUGAUAAGAUACACUGCUGCCCUGAAGGAAGCACAUGUGACGUCGAACACAAAAAAUGUAUUUCCUUAUCUACUAAUAAAGAGAUGCCGAUGUGGGCCAAGUUCCCCGGCAGGAUGAGAGCAGAGUGGGAGAACCAGAAAGUGGUUGAACAAGUGACUGCUGGAACAGUCAGUGAGGGUGGAGCAGAAACAAACCCUCAAGUCACCACAGCCAACACAGUUCCUCUUUCUGAGGCGGAAGUGUCUGCGUCAACUGUUGCUAAGGCAGCUGCAGCAACGAAAAAGGAACUAGAAAACAAGAUGGGUGAUGUGAAAGUUGCACUUCUGCGUCUCACUUCCUUCCAGGCGGUGUGUUGUGCAGACGGGAGCCACUGCUGUCCUCACCAGUACAAGUGCGACGAAAGUAAGACCUCGUGCAUCAGGGGAGAAGUGGAGAUCCCGUGGUACACCAAGAUUCCAGCUGACACCAGCGACCAGGCUGAUCUCAGCGCUGUGCAGUGCGACGACGGCCAUCAGUGUCCUGAACACACCACCUGCUGCAAGCUGGUCACGGGCCAGUGGGGCUGCUGCCCGCUGGAGAAUGCUGUGUGCUGCUCAGAUAAGAAGCACUGCUGCCCGCAGGGUUACACCUGCAACAUGGCCUCCAACUCCUGCCAGAAGCUCCUCACUAUGGAGGUGGAGAUAGUCCCGCUGACUCCAGUUUCUCUGCCUGAGCUCAACCCCCGUCCUUUACAGCACGGAGACGUCCAGUGUGACGAGCAGACAAAGUGCAAAGAUGGAGACACCUGCUGCAGGACGUCCGCCACCACCUGGGGAUGCUGCCCUUUACCUAACCAAAGGAUACGCUGCACCAUCCUGUCUAAAAAGAAAGGAGAUAAUGCCAGCAACAUCUGCAAUGACGUCCCCUGCAAUGAGACAGCAGCCUGUGAGGAUGGCACAACCUGCUGCAAAACCAAAGAAGGAGAGUGGGCCUGCUGUCCUCUGCCAGAGGCUGUUUGCUGUGAAGACUUCAUACACUGUUGUCCAAAAGGUAAGAAAUGUAACCUGCCAGCACAGACCUGCGAUGACGACACAUGCUCUGUGCCGUGGGCCAAGAAAGUACCCACAAUCCCCAGGCAGGACGUACAGGUGAAGAAUGUCCCCUGUGACCCCACCGCCAGUUGUCCUGAUGACACCACCUGCUGUAAAACUAAAGAAGGAAAAUGGGCCUGCUGUCCUCUACCUGAGGCGGUCUGUUGCGACGACCACGAGCACUGCUGCCCCAAGGGCACCACCUGUGAUACGGUCACGGUUACCUGUAAUGGCCCCUCAGGCUCAUCACCCAUGGCGCAGAAGAUUCCUGCAUUUUCCACUGCGGCACCAACUACAGUGAGUCAAACCCAGAUGACAGAGCAGGAGGAGGAAAACGAGGAGCCUGAGGAGGAGAAUGAAGAAGUAGAGGGCAGGACUCAGUGCGACGCCCGAACCAGCUGCCCUGACUCGACCACCUGCUGCUUCAUGACUGCCUCUCAGCGGUGGGGCUGCUGCCCGCUGCCUCAGGCGGUGUGCUGUGCAGACGGGAGCCACUGCUGUCCUCACCAGUACAAGUGCGACGAAAGUAAGACCUCGUGCAUCAGGGGAGAAGUGGAGAUCCCGUGGUACACCAAGAUUCCAGCUGACACCAGCGACCAGGCUGAUCUCAGCGCUGUGCAGUGCGACGACGGCCAUCAGUGUCCUGAACACACCACCUGCUGCAAGCUGGUCACGGGCCAGUGGGGCUGCUGCCCGCUGGAGAAUGUGAGUGAUGUGUGCAGAAAUCAGUGAUCGGCACUA
Stegastes partitus (bicolor damselfish) is the source of this 2529-nucleotide messenger RNA. RefSeq names its product granulin a (gene grna). Gene Ontology annotation, cellular component: extracellular region. The transcript has 15 exons. The record is from RefSeq and is a predicted model, not a curated record. The coding region runs from base 109 to 2520 and encodes 803 amino acids. NCBI's taxonomy places the organism in Eukaryota, Metazoa, Chordata, Actinopteri, Pomacentridae.